AUGUUGUACGAAUUAAAUUGUGAAUAUUCCGCGGAAAUUCAAGCGCGUGAUUAUAAAACAUCUUACACAGUCGCGUCAUACAAAACCGUAAUUAUUUUGCUGCCACUUUGUCUCACACGUUGCGAUCCGGUAACAGAGGCUAUUUUAAUCGGAUGUUUAGAAGUUAUUGAAGCGAAAGAUACUCUAUCAGGAAUUAUUUUAUUGUUAAUCUUGCAGGCUCCAUGUGAAGCUGAGGCUCAAUGUGCGGCUUUAGCUAAAGCUGGAAAG
Molecule: messenger RNA, 267 nt
Organism: Racocetra persica
Lineage: Eukaryota; Fungi; Glomeromycota; Glomeromycetes; Diversisporales; Gigasporaceae
Source: the annotation of a GenBank genome assembly